AUGAGCCCCUCCGCAGUCGACAUCAACGUCCAGGGCGAGACCGACACCACCGCCGUCGUAAUCCCCAACCCCCUCGACCCCAACGCGCUCGCAGCAUGGCGCAAAACCGGCAGCGUGCCCACGGGCACCGCCGCAAUUUCCAACAGCGACAUGUUCAAGAGCCCCGCCUGUUUCAAUCGCCCCAAAGCCAAACGAUGGGAUCACUAUAUCUCUACUGAGGCGAAAGCGCGCAAACCAUCCUCCCUAAAAGGCGCGGCGAAGUAUUUGUCGCGACCGGGCAUGAUUUCAUUGGGUGGCGGGUUGCCGUCCAGUGAGAGUUUUCCUUUUCAGGAGUUGAGCAUUAAGGUGCCCAAGGCGCCGGGCUUUUCGGAGGAGGAGACGCGUACUUCGGGUACGACGAUAACGGCGGGAAAGCAUGAUAUCAAGGAAGGGAAGAGCUUGUUCGAUUUGGAGGUUGCGCUCAACUAUGGACAGUCAGUAGGGUUUGCGCAGAUGGUUCGAUUUGUUACCGAACAUACAGAGAUUAUUCAUGACCCCCCAUAUUCGGACUGGCAAUGCUGCAUGACCGUCGGAAACACCAUGGCCUGGGACGCGACUCUUAGAAUCCUUUGCGAACGAGGCGACUAUAUCCUCACCGAGGAAUAUGCAUUUGCCAGUGCUUUGGAAACCGCCGCUCCCCUCGGAAUACGCAUCGCCGCGGUCAAAGUGGACGAACAAGGUCUUCUCCCCGACGAUAUGGACGAACUUCUCACAAACUGGGAUGAAAAGGCCCGUGGCGCCGCAAAGCCACAUCUUCUAUACACCGUCCCGUCGGGUCAGAACCCAACUGGUGCAACCCAAAGUGCUCAACGACGUGCAGAUGUUUACAAAGUCUGCCAGAAGCAUGAUGUCUUUAUUGUCGAGGAUGAGCCAUACUAUUUCCUUCAGAUGCAGCCCUACAAGGCCGAUGUGCCUCCUCCAUCUUCCCGCGAGGAAUUUCUGAAAGUCUUGCUGCCGUCUUUCCUUAAGCUUGAUGUUGAUGGCCGUGUCCUUCGUCUCGAGUCGUUCUCCAAGGUUCUCUCCCCAGGAUCUCGUACCGGUUGGAUCGUUGGCUCGGAGCAAGUCGUCGAACGCUUCGCCCGUCAUUUUGAGUCUUCAAACCAAAACCCUAGUGGAUUUGCACAGCUCGCUUUGUUCAAGCUUCUCGACGAAGCUUGGGGUCAUUCGGGCUAUUUGGAUUGGUUGAUGCAUUUGCGUCUUGAAUAUACCCGUCGUCGCGAUGCAUUACUCGAAGCUUGUGAGAAAUAUCUUCCUCAGGAAGUCACCAGCUGGGUUCCGCCAUCCGCCGGCAUGUUUCAAUGGAUCGAGGUCCCCUGGAAACAACACCCCGGCUACGCUCAGGGAAAAUCACAUGCCGAAAUCGAAGAAGCAAUCUUUUUGGCUUCCGUUGACCGCGGCGCAUUGUUGUCGCGUGGAAGCUGGUUCCGCUCCGAUAAGAACAUGCCGGAGGACAAGAUGUUCUUCCGCGCAACGUUUGCGGCGGCGCCGGCGGAUAAGAUGCAGGAAGCUAUUAAGAGGUUCGGCGACGCAUUGAGGGCGGAGUUUGGACUGAAGGCGGAGUAG
This is a messenger RNA of Talaromyces marneffei, 1602 nucleotides long. RefSeq lists its product as uncharacterized. The coding region runs from base 1 to 1602 and encodes 533 amino acids. The record is from RefSeq and is a predicted model, not a curated record. Gene Ontology annotation, biological process: aromatic amino acid catabolic process; L-tyrosine biosynthetic process. The transcript is spliced from 4 exons. Lineage: Eukaryota; Fungi; Ascomycota; Eurotiomycetes; Eurotiales; Trichocomaceae. Gene Ontology annotation, molecular function: aromatic-amino-acid:2-oxoglutarate transaminase activity; pyridoxal phosphate binding; L-2-aminoadipate:2-oxoglutarate transaminase activity.